Molecule: messenger RNA, 662 nt
Organism: Prorocentrum cordatum
Lineage: Eukaryota; Dinophyceae; Prorocentrales; Prorocentraceae
Source: the annotation of a GenBank genome assembly
AUGCUGAAGAAGAUGGAGUCCAUGAUGGAGGCCUUCUCAACUGCAAUAGUCGGGGAGUUCCAAGCUGGACAGAACAAGUCGUGGGACAAGCUUGGUCAUCACGAGGAGCCCAUCAUUAAUUUAUCCUCUCGCCUUGACCACACGGCAGAAAGUAUACAGCACCAGUUCACCGAGCAGCAAAAGCAGAUCGACCACCUGAAGCUAGAUGUCGAAGCGACGUUCAAAGGUGUCUCUCAGAGCUAUGAAAUCCAGUCCCCGCCGGAGGCCACAGCCAUUCAGUUCAUGCACGCAGCCAACGAGAGUAAGAUGGCCUGGCGUGACCCAAAGAAUGGAGGUAUCACACCGCUUCGAUGCCGAGGUGACCUCCCGCUUCCCGUUCGUCUUCGGCAGCAGAACUUCUCAAAGAUAUACCAGCCCCUGAAAGACCUGCUGGUCCGCUCGCCGCUGUGGGGCGGCAAGUCCAAGCUCGCAGUCAACGGCUUCAAGGGCCAGAUGAUGGCGCUUGAUGAGACCGAGGUCUGGCCUCUCGUUUCGCGCUCCCACGGCGGCAUGGGCGUAGAGCAGUUCCUCCCGCAUUACGAUGAGCUGAAGGAGUGGGGCAUUGAGGCGUCUCAGGUCGACGCCAUCGUCGACGACGCCACCAACCAGCUCGGCGCCACCCG